Messenger RNA from Ylistrum balloti, 5132 nucleotides. RefSeq names its product cohesin subunit SA-1-like. The coding region runs from base 68 to 3835 and encodes 1255 amino acids. Gene Ontology annotation, molecular function: chromatin binding. NCBI's taxonomy places the organism in Eukaryota, Metazoa, Mollusca, Bivalvia, Pectinida, Pectinidae. The record is from RefSeq and is a predicted model, not a curated record. Gene Ontology annotation, biological process: sister chromatid cohesion. The transcript is spliced from 34 exons. Gene Ontology annotation, cellular component: chromatin; cohesin complex; nucleus.
ACCAUACAUGGUUUUAGAGGGGAAUUUUAAUGGAUAUAGGAUUAGUGGGUAAGUAUCGCCAGAGAAGAUGCCUGCAGCAAAGAGGCAGAAGAAGAAAGAGCUUGUUGCUGCAGCUGUGGAACCAUCAUCAGAGUUAUCAAUUCCAGAAAGUCAUAAUGACAGAGAAAGUGACAGUGACUUCGAAGAUCCAGGCCAGACCACAGUAACCAAGGGAAAGAAACGACAGAGGAAGGGACCAGAUGGGGGUGGUCGUCAGAGGAAAGCAGGUGGAGGAGGUGGUCGUGGGAGGAAGAAGAGUGGUGAGGAUGAUGAUGCUGGUACAGGCAGUAUGUUUGAUGUGGUUAGGGGUGGACGAUCUUCACUUCAGUGUUCCGUGGAUGAAUGGAUAGAAAAAUACAAGAAUGACAGGGAUGCUGCACUUCUGGAGCUAAUCCAGUUUUUUGUCCAGUCAUCCGGCUGUAAAGGCAAGAUCAGUCCUUACAUGUACGCUAACCAAGAACACUCUGAAAUCAUCAGGAAAAUGACAGAAGAGUUUGACGAGGACAGCGGUGACUACCCACUGAUAAUGAGUGGGCCACAGUGGAAAAAGUUCCGCUCCAACUUCUGCGAGUAUGUACAGGUACUGGUACGACAGUGUCAGUACAGCAUUAUUUAUGACCAGUACAUGAUGGACAACAUCAUCUCUCUCCUGACUGGACUCACUGACUCCCAAGUUCGUGCUUUCCGACACACUUCAACAUUAGCAGCCAUGAAGUUGAUGACAGCUCUUGUGGAUGUGGCACUGAAUCUAAGUAUCAACUUGGACAACACUCAGCGACAAUAUGAAGCUGAGCGACAAAAGCAACAGACUAAGCGUGCUAACGACAGGUUGGACAUGCUGUUACAGAGACGACAAGAGUUAGAGGAAAAUCAGGCAGAAAUCAGAAAUAUGUUGACAUAUAUAUUCAAAGGAGUAUUUGUGCAUAGAUACAGGGAUGCCCAGCCAGAGAUCAGAUCAAUAUGUAUAGCAGAAAUAGGAGUGUGGAUGAAAAGAUACCCUAACAUGUUUUUAGAUGAUGGUUACCUGAAAUAUGUGGGUUGGACAUUAUAUGACAAGGUCGGUGAGGUUCGUCUCCACUGUCUCCGUGCCCUCCAGCCUCUUUACAACACUGAGGACUUGGCUCACAAAUUGGAGCUCUUCACAAACAGAUUCAAGGAUCGGAUUGUGGAGAUGACAUUAGAUAAGGAGUAUGAGGUAGCUGUACAGGGCAUCAAGCUUGUUAUCAGUAUACUCAAGUUCAAUGACACAAUCCUGGGGGACAAAGACUGUGAAAAUGUGUAUGAACUGGUGUACUCUUCACAGCGACAAGUAGCACAGGCUGCUGGAGAAUUCUUAAAUGCUAAACUCUUCCGCAAGGAUGAGGAGCUGACAAGGACUUUGAAAAUACACAAAGGAAAGAAACAGAGUCUGAAUGCACCACUCAUCAGAGAUCUGGUGCAGUUCUUCAUCGAGAGUGAGUUACAUGAACAUGGUGCAUACCUAGUAGACAGUUUGUGGGAUAUUAACGACAUGAUGAGGGACUGGGAAUGUAUGACAGAUCUUCUACUGGAGGAACCCCCUAAAGGCGAGGAACCACUUGAUGACCGACAAGAGACAAGUUUGAUUGAAAUUAUGGUAUGCUGUGUGAAGCAGGCAGCUACUGGAGAAUCACCUGUUGGAAGAGGACCAAACAGAAAGUUAACAGCCAGAGAGGGUAAACAGGUUAUAGAGGACAAAACACGUCUGACAGAACACUUCAUAGCAACAUUACCACAACUUCUUCUAAAGUAUCUGAUGGAUCCUGAAAAGGUAGCCAAUCUUUUAACAAUUCCACAGUACUUCAAUCUUGAGAUCUACACAGCAAGUCGACAGGAAAAGAAUCUGGAGCUAACGUUACGAUACCUUCAUGAGGUGGUGGAGAAACAUACUGACACAGAGGUACUGGAAGCCAGUUCUAAAUGUUAUGAAUGCCUGUGUAAUGAAGACUACGCUAUCGCUGGAAAGUGUGAUGUGGCCAGAAAAACACUCAUUGACUCCCUUGUUGCCAAAUUCAAGGAAGCCAUGCAAGACUUCUUUGCUGAGGGUGAGGAGCCAGACGAGGAUGAGAUGUUUGCACUUGUAGCUUGUCUAAAACGAAUCUAUGCCUUUUAUAGUUGUCAUAAUUUAACGAGUUGGAAUCUCUGGGAUGAUCUGUUUCACAUCAUCAAAGCUGGAAAUGACAACCAGUUAGCUAUUCCAGAGGAGAUCAUCAGCAAGGCAAUAUCCUCCUGUAGUAUGGCAAUCCUAUGGUAUCUACAGGCUCUUGAUACCAGUAACCCAGACAAAAAUCGUAUGCGGAUGCUUCGGAAGAGAUUGGAGGAACUGAUGAGACAUUGUCACGAGCUGAUGUUUCACCAACAGGACAAAGUCACAGAGGAGAGCUACAUCACCAUCUGUGAUCUUCUGAUCGUGUUCAGUAAACACCUCGGGGACAAUGGUGUGAUGAAACCACUUGUGUUUGAGCCUGACAAGACACUACAGACACAGCUUAGUAACUUCCUUACAGAGAAAGUCUUUGUUGAAGAUGAGGAUGAUGAUGUGGACGAGAAUGUGAAAAUUGAGGAACUGCACAAGCGACGAAACUUCCUGGCCUGUUUCUGUAAGCUGGUUGUGUACAAUAUUGUCAGCAUCAGGGUAGCAGCAGACAUGUUCAAACAUUACAUGAAGUUCUACAAUGACUAUGGAGACAUCAUCAAGGCAACAUUGGCGAAAGCCAGGGAGAUCAACAAAGUGACCACAGCUAAAACCCUCGCACUCAGUCUCACACAGUUAUUCCGUGAGUUACAUUCAGAACAAGGUGUAAUAGACAGAUCUUCAGAAGCCUUCCAGUCCCUGAAGGAAUUGGCAAGAAGAUUUGCACUCUCAUUUGGUUUGGACCAGAUCAAGAAUAGAGAGGCUGUAGCAGCUAUGCAUAAGGAGGGUAUAUUGUAUGGUUUAGCAAUGGAAGAAGGACAUGAAGGCCCUCCUACCAACAUUGCUUUCCUUGAGGUGUUGUGUGAGUUCACCAACAAACUCAUGAAGCAGGAUAAAAAAGUGGUGCUGAGUUACCUAGACAAGCACCUACCAGCCACUGGGAUUCCCCAGACCAACCGUAGUGACGAGUGGCAGUCUCUGAUCACUUACCGGAACAGUCUGGUGCAGGGAGAGCAUGAAAUCCACCCCAUCACACUGAAACAGGCCUCACAGAGACGAUAUGGCAAACGCAAGGCUGACAUAUCUGAUCAUGACUCUAACACUGGAGAAUGGGGAGAGCCACCCACCCCUGCCCCAAGCAUGCCCCCACAGCUCACUUCCACCGCAAUCAAACGUCGCCGUGCUGAUGAGGAGAGUAUUGGCGCACCAUCAGAACAAGGAUCAGAGCAGGACUUUCAGGACUCUGGUAAUGUGGGUAUGAGUCAGAUGUCCCAGGUGUCAUGGAUAAAUGCCCAGAAACAGCAGCAGGAUUUACAGCGACAGAUGGAGCCGAAUUACAGCAGAAUGAGGCCCCCUGCCUCUAAUUUACCACCUGGAACUCCUCAGAUUGAUACUGACCAAAGUAGUGAAGAUGCCAGUAUCCAUGACUUUGAAAGUCCUCAAAUGAUGGCGUCCACACCGGCACAUCCCUCCCAUCAAUACCCUGUGGCUGCACACCACCGCCAAUACCAGGCACAGGUCCACCCCUCACCACAGGGUUACUAUGAUGAUGGAUCGCAGCAUAUAGAGGAUCCAUCACAACAACAAACUCCAGCAAUUCCUCAACAAAUGGCCCAGUCUGACAUGAGCCACCCAGGAUUUUGAUGAAAAGACUACAUACAGAAGGCAGCGUUGGUUGGUAGCAGAACCCACCAAUGACUUAGCAGAGAACCAUGAAUGUACUAUAGAGGGAAUAGAAAUCUUCACUAAAACAAAUGAUUGCCAUUGAGUAAGAAAAUGUACAUGUGUGGGUGCCGUGAGAAGUUAGCUGGACAACACAGAAUUUAAUGCAAAAGAAGCUGUAAUUAUUCAGGGGUUCUAUUUGUCAGCUGUUUGCAAGGAUAGCAUAAAAUUACAAAAAUACACUGUACUAUUAGACCAAAGUUAAUGGUGAAAACAAUUAAGAUCAUGAAGUAACGCCUGUGAAAAAAAUUGACUUUUGAACCAUUGGGGGGAAAAGACUGAGAAAAAAACACCUUUUACAGCCUUUUCUUCGGAAAACCAUGUGUGAAGGACUAGUUCUAUGGAAAGUCAACCAGCUCAUUGUUAUCAUCACCACAGAUAUUCUGUUAUUUAUGUAUCUGUAUUUUGUGAUUAUAAUACUUAUUUAUGAUAAAUAAAUCUGUUUUUUUCCCUCCAAUAGACCAAUGGGAGGUAGAAACAGAAGGUUAGGUGUAAAGUCAGGUGAUUGUCCUAUUGUAGGCUAUUGGAAUAUUUGUUAUUCUACUUAACAGAAAUUAUAGGGAUGGGUUUGUCAUACAAUUAUAGCAAUAUUCCAGUCUGAUUUCUGUCAUCAAAUCAGUACACAACUGAUGAUGAGAUAAAAACCCUGAUGUUACUUUUAAAUAAAAAUCACAGGUAUUAUAUAAGGAGUAAUUUUGAUAGCUACCACUUAAAGGAGAUGCAUUUUAAACCUCGUGCAGUAAAUAUUUCAUUGGCAGUUCAUAGUCCAACUAAUGUCCUCAAAAAAUUUUAAGAAUUUACUUUCAAUAUCUCAAGUAGAGUUUGUAAAAUGAUUUUAAAGAAAAUAAUGCAUUGUUGAUAAACAGUCUUUUCUGGAUGAUUUCCUGUAUAUGAAAUAUUUUGGAGUUAAUUCCCAAGUACUAAUUCAAUAGACAUGCAGAAUAUUUCAGUUAUCUAUAUAUUAGCUGUCAUGUAGUUACAAAAUUGUAUUACAAUGCAUAUUUCUACAUCAUUCUAUUACCCGGAACCUGUACAACCUUUUGUCCGACAGCUUGCAAAUUAAUUAGAUUAUUAUAAUUGUCAAUUUUGUCUGUAUAUUGUCCUGUUGUGUAAUGUGUUGUAUUUGUUGUUGUGUUCACUUUUUCUUGCGAGUCAGAGUUUUUAUUAGAUAAAAUUCAUUCAUUAAAUCUAGUCAUUAUUAUUGUGCAAAUUAUUUUAU